AUGGAGACCAGGAAAGACAAAUCCCUGCAGCAGAACCUCAUGGAAGAUGCAGUUGUGAGCAACUCCACAGUGCAGGAAUCCAACAGGGAGGAAAAUCCCUGGAGAUCUCACAGGAGGAAAGGCUGCAAGCCCAGCCCAGGAUGCUCUGAGGAGGAAAGACCCACUCUGGGUCAGGAAGGUGGGCAGAGCUUCAGCCAGAGCUCAGAGCUGGUGGUCCCUGAGCAGAACCAUGAUAGGGAGAAGCCCUACAAGUGCUUGGAAUGUGGGAAGAGCUUCAGGAAGAGCAACACCUUGAUCUGCCACCAGAUGAUCCACACCGGGGAAUGGCCCUACAAGUGUGGGGAGUGUGGGAAGGGCUUCAGCUGGAGCUCCCAACUCAUCAUCCACCAGCGCAUCCACACUGGGGAGAGACCCUAUGAGUGUCACGAGUGUCAGAAGAGGUUUCACACCAGCUCAAAUCUCCUUCUGCACCAGCGGAUACACACAGAUGAGAGGCCCUUCCGCUGCCCCGAAUGCAGUAAUGGCUUCAAGCACAACUCCACCCUCAUCAGGCACCAGCGCAUCCACACCAGGGAGAGGCCCUAUGAGUGUGGGGAAUGUGGGAAGAGCUUCAGCACAAGAUCCCACUUGAUCUGCCACCAGAUCACCCACACCUGGGAAAGGCCAUACACGUGUGAGCAAUGUGGGAAGGGCUUUAGCCAGAGGUCCAAACUGAUCAUCCACCAAAUGAUCCACACUGUGGAGAGGCCCUUUGAGUGUCCCGAGUGUCAGAAGAAGUUUAAGACCAGCUCAAAUCUCCUCUGCCAUCAGCGGAUUCACACAGAGGAGAGACCCUUCCGCUGCCCCGACUGCGGGAAGGGCUUCAAGUGCUACUCCUCCCUUGUCAAACACCGGUGCAUCCACACUGGGGAGAGGCCCUACGAGUGUCCCCGGUGUGGGAAGAGCUUCACCCAGAGCUCUCACUUGACCAUACACCAACGGACGCACUAGUAAAGGAAGCCCUGUGAGUCCCCAAACUGCAGGAAGAGCUUUCAACACUGCACCAGCCUUAUC
Molecule: messenger RNA, 1053 nt
Organism: Lonchura striata (white-rumped munia)
Lineage: Eukaryota; Metazoa; Chordata; Aves; Passeriformes; Estrildidae
Source: RefSeq, a predicted model, not a curated record